CUCCAUACACCCUAAGUAAGCAUCUUCCGUGUUCGGAGUCGAAUAGAAACGAGCAGCUUUGAAAACAUUCUCAUCAAUGGAGGAAAUCUCGCAAUCAUCCGCGCCACCACUUGAUUCCCUCAAACUGUCCCACAAGAUUACCGAAGUCGCCGCCCGGGAAGCUCACACUCUCGCUCUCACCGAUGAAAGUGGAAAAGCUGAUGAAGGUCUCUCCUUCUCACUUGUUCCUCGUGUAAAAUUUAAUUUUACCUUGGGCUGCACAGAUUCCAAGGGUGGGAAUGUAACUGCGUUUGAUAUAAAAUGUUUUGUCUCCGCCUACUUCCACUGUUUCCAAGUCCAUAACAGAUAUCUCGAAAUUCCAGCUCGUGACAUCAAUGUCCAUCUUCUGGAUCAGACUAAAAUUGAUAAAGGUGAAGGGACGUGGAUCAUGGCAUAUGGCUGCGUCUAUAUUAGGGAUGGUAGAUUUACAUCCAAGGAGUUUUAUAUCGGACUUCGUAACUUCUUGCUGAAGAAGUUUGCACCGUAUAAAGUCAAAUGGAUGGGUUUCACCUAUCCACUUACAAUAACCUUGCCACCCGAAGAAGAUCCAGAUAAAAUGAUGGCUUCCAUUCCAAUCACUUCCCGAACUGCUUAUAACCCAGUGCUGUGAAGGAGAACUGAGUUUGCUUGAGAGAUGAAGAAAACUGAUAGAACUGGCCGGUGGAGAGCAGCUUGAGUGAGAAGAGUGAGUAGUCUGAAGAGCAAUGAUGACUAAUGAUGAUAGCUUAGUGAUUUUACGCAAGGUCUUACGUUUUUACGUACUUGACUAAAGGUUUUACGUAGGUUUCAAUGAUUUUACGUUGUUAUUUAGAUGGGUGAGUGUUAAUAAAGAUGUUGGCUAAUUAUUUUUGAAAGUUUUUAACAAAAAAAGGCUUGCCAGACUUUUUCGGAUCAGGCGACCCAGGCGUGCGCCUCCUUGCGCUGCGGCGCAUCAUGUGCUUAUGUUGCGCCUGACCCUGGUAUAUGCACCUCCCCUUCUCCCAAGCAUUGAAGGCUACCUUGCGCCUGAUGCGCUUAAGCGCUGGGACGAGCGCUUUUGACUACCUUGCUUCCGCCUAAAACAAAUCAUAUCAAAACAAUAUAAUUACCUAGAAAUUUACUGAGUGUGGGUAUCCAAAUAACACAACAACAACAACAUCCAAGCCUUAAUCCUAAAAGUUUUUUGAGGUCGGCUAACAUGAUAUCUAUGCUAAAAAGAGAAGACAGACACGAAGAAGAAAAAUGUAAGAUCAAUGGAUAAGAUAAAGAUAAAAAUAAAGAUAACAAUAACAUAAGAAUACAAGAAAAAUAAAAGAUAGAAAGAUAAAAGAGCAUAAAAAAGUUAGAAGAUAAAAAUAACAUAUAAGACAUAAAAAGAUGAAGAAGAUAAACGAUAAAAGAAAAGAGAGAGGAAAAAUAAAAAAAGAGAUCAAUCGUCGACAUGAAUGUGCGCCCUUCACUUUGCUCUCUCCAAAGCCAUACUCUUAUUAAACCCAAGAAGACGUAUAUCAGUUCCGAUUCCUCUAACCCAAGUCUGUUUGGGACUUACCCUCCCUCCUCUCUGUCUCGUCUCUUCAUCCCUCAAGUCGUCUAACAGGUGCAUCAUUCGAUCUUUUACGCACAUGUCCAAACCACCGCAAACGAGACUCCUGCAUCUUAUCUUCUAUAGGCGUUACUCCCACCUUUGAUCUGAUGAUCUCUUUCCUGAUAUGUCUACACAUCUAACGCAACAUAUGCAUCUCUGCCACUCAUCUUUCACUCUGCG
This is a messenger RNA of Cuscuta europaea, 1783 nucleotides long. The record is from the annotation of a GenBank genome assembly. NCBI's taxonomy places the organism in Eukaryota, Viridiplantae, Streptophyta, Magnoliopsida, Solanales, Convolvulaceae.